Cynoglossus semilaevis (tongue sole) is the source of this 4278-nucleotide messenger RNA. Its product is annotated as calcium/calmodulin-dependent protein kinase type IV. The record is from RefSeq and is a predicted model, not a curated record. Gene Ontology annotation, molecular function: protein kinase activity; ATP binding. Bases 1111 to 2718 code for a protein of 535 amino acids. Gene Ontology annotation, biological process: protein phosphorylation. The transcript is spliced from 10 exons. Lineage: Eukaryota; Metazoa; Chordata; Actinopteri; Pleuronectiformes; Cynoglossidae.
UUGACGUUUUUCCUACUGUAUUUUUUGUCGUUUCUUUAUAUCCGUUCAUUUAAAUAUUAUAUGUAGCUUCGGGCUAACUGUUAGAACAUCCAUAUUUCUUAUAUACUAAGAUACACUUGUAUGUGAUGAGGGUUCCUAAUUUUAUUCAUUAACAUUUAAUUACAAAUUAUUUUUAGUUUCGGUUUACGUUUUUACGUAUUUUAAAGACUGAUUCCCAGCGGCUCCAGCUGUCGCGCGCGUGCAUGUACGUAUAUAGGUUAUGUCUGUUUUCAGGCCUAACGGUGACAGUGAUGGACACAGCCACUGACCAAUCACAGGGCGGCUCGGCAGCAGGGCAACAUCUUGAUUGGCUGUGGCGUAGACAGACGGCGAGAUCAGAGCCGCCGCAGCAGCAGGUCCGGCUGACAUCUGGAGAACAGAACCAGAACCAGACCUCCAUCAUCUCACCCCGACCUCCCGUUCGCAGCUUCCCUAGGAUCGUGGAUAGUGUACGUGCUGGCAGAGAACCCGCAGCCGCGUCUCCGGGAGGAAGAAACGGCGACGCUUCUUCAGUUCUAGAGAAAACACCCCGCAGCCAGAAAAACUGGUACUUCAGUCCCGAACAUAGCUGCUCACAGAUCUCAGUGUAGGCUUGGACCUCGCUGGGCCUGGUACCAGAUCCAUUUCCGGCUCCUGACGGUCGUGUUUUUGUCGCCUGUUAAAUCCAUCAGGAUCAUGAAGCAUCCGCCUCUGCACCGAUAAUCCCGGGCUACAUCUGAGCUCUGAUCCGGAUUAUUUUGGUUCUGGUUCAGGUUCUGACUUGGUACCCAUCAUCUAUAGCGGUCUGGACCUGUCGUGUUCUGCACUGAAACGUGGGAAAUGUGGGUUUUUGUGAACUGGGCCCUGUUGUGAUUUGUGGUCCUCCAGAAUCCUGGUCUGGUUCUGAUCCUGGUUUGAUCUUUGACCUCAGUUCUGAUGCAGGUCCUUUCAACUGGAUUUGGUGCAACAUCUGGACUUUGUUGGAUUUAAACCUAGUUUUGAUUCUGGGUUUAUCACUGGAUUUGUCUUUGGUGUGUUUGGUCCUACUCUCCUGCUCCUGAUUUGGUUCUGUGUGUCAGAUCUUCUGAAAUCAUGCCAACAUCCCGGCCGGGUACAGAACCGGUAGAGUUCUGGGUGGAGGGUUCAAGACGGGACGGCACGGUGGAAGAGUUCUACAACCUGAGCUCAGAGCUGGGCAGAGGCGCGACAUCUGUUGUUUAUCGCUGUGAGGAGAAACAGACACAGAAACUGUUUGCUGUCAAAGUGCUGAAGAAAACGAUAGACAAGAAGAUUGUUCGCACAGAGAUUGGUGUGUUGCUGCGACUCUCACAUCCCAACAUCAUCCAGUUGAAGGAGAUCUUUGAAACUGACACAGACAUCGCUCUGGUUCUGGAACUGGUUACUGGAGGAGAACUGUUUGACAGGAUUGUUGAACGUGGUUACUACAGUGAGAGAGACGCUGCACACGUCAUCAAACAGAUUCUGGAGGCCGUGGCGGUAAGAACGCUGCCUUCACUGACAGUAGGAAAGAAGACACUGUUGUGUACAGUAGUUAGAGUCGUUGUGUUGACUUGCAGCAGUUUGUUAGACAAACACACACACCGCAUCCUCACAGUUCUCUAUCUCAGCUGCUGGUGGCGCUGUUCUUUCAGCAGCACUAACGUCUGUGUUGAUUUUAAGUACUUACAUGAAAACGGCGUUGUGCACCGUGACCUGAAACCAGAGAACCUUCUGUACGCCGACCUCUCACUGGACGCUCCUCUGAAGAUUGCUGACUUUGGUCUUUCAAAGAUCAUCGAUGAUCAGGUGACCAUGAAGACGGUCUGUGGGACGCCAGGUUACUGUGCUCCAGAGAUUCUCAGAGGAGUGGCCUAUGGACCAGAGGUGGACAUGUGGUCAGUGGGUGUCAUCCUCUACAUCCUGCUGUGUGGCUUUGAACCCUUCUUUGAUCCGCGUGGCGACCAGUACAUGUACAGUCGAAUACUCAACUGUGACUACGAGUUUGUGUCUCCGUGGUGGGACGAAGUGUCUCUCAACGCCAAAGACUUGGUCAGUAAACUCAUCGUCUUGGAUCCUCACAAACGCCUGAGCGUGCAGGAGGCCCUGCAGCACCCGUGGGUUCUGGGUAAGGCUGCUCGAUUCUCUCACAUGGACACAACGCAAAGGAAACUGCAGGAGUUCAACGCCCGACGGAAACUCAAGGCUGCAAUGAAAGCUGUUGUUGCCACCAGUCGGAUGCACGAGGGUUCUCGGCGUCGCACCGACAGCUGUGAGAUUCCUGGCUCCGGAGCUUCCAGGCAGAGCAGCAUGCAGCAGGACCCCGCCCCGGAGCCCGCGAGCCCCACUUUGGAAGAUAAAGAGACCACACCCCCUGGCGAACAGCCACAGGAGGAUCAAUCAAAGAGCAGCGACCAACGAACCCCCAGCCCCUGCCCUUCUCAGAGUUCUAAUGUCCCUAGCUCCGACCCCACCCCCACGACUGUCCGCACCAGACCGCCGCUGCGUGCAGAUGGGCUGCGACAAACGUCUGUCGUCCCCAAAACAAUGCUGGUGCAGACGCAGGUGCCCCCGAAGAGCUGCUCCCUAAUUGGUUCUGCCUCCCAAGGCGAGAGCACACGUGCACUGGCCACGCCACAGAGUCCAGACAACCUCAGUAAUGGCUUUACAUCGGAGGCGGAGGCGGAGCCAGCCAGCCAGUAGGACGGCCCACUGCCAGUGAUCACAUGACUGAAGCCCCAAGCUCCUUAUGUUAAUGUUUACUCAUAUUUACUAACAUGUAUCCUGUACAAACACAUCUUCCACCAAUGUAGCUAAUGCUAAUGCUAACAGCUGGACUCUUCUUUCUGUUUCUACAAAGAGCUGUGUGUUUUAGCAUUAACGCUAAAAGUUGUUUGUCCCAUACCAGAGCUGCUAAGAGAAACAAAAGAGGAGGCUAAUAAUGCAUGGUGCUAACCAUUACCUCUGGCAGAAGUGGCUAACAGUUAACACUAAAUUAUGUUUCACAACUCCAUCAUUUUAGCUGUGACAAACCAGUGCCAAUGGAAGCUAAGUGAACUAACCACAGACGCAGCUAACUUUAACUAACACUAGCUGAUUUUAAACAAAAUAACCACCAGUGACUCUGGUGACACAGUGCCCCCAGAGACACUGAGUGUAAUAUAAAAUACAAACAACGGUUUUGUUGAGUACAUAAAAUGGAUCCCCCUGCUGGACACAACUAUCAGCUCUGAUAUUGGACAAACCUUUUCUUGAGAGAAUGUAUUUCUUUAACUGAAGAGACAAAGAUGAAAACAUGAAAGACGAGCGGCGGACUUGACGACAACGCUGUGCUUCUCAGACUCGCCUGCAGGGCGCGUCAGCAUGUUGUGUUUGUGAGCUUCUAGUAAAACAUUAGCUUUGUUUACAUUGUACAUAGUUGUUUUGCUAAGGAGUUCCUGGUGUUGCUACGUUACUUGAUUGUUGGUGAACCUUUGACCCCUGAAUUCUAGGAUUUUCUGAAGCUGCACCUACCUCUGUUCGUACAAGAGCUUCCAAUGUGGUCAAAUGACGACCACAGGUGACGACUCAGCAGUUACACGGUUAGGCUGCAUUCAUGCCACAAAUUCAAAAUUAUUUUACACGCUAAUGUGGAAAAGGUUAGCAUUUGGUUGGCAGCAGGAGACUGCAAUGCUAAUCUUAUGCUAGCAACACUCAGUUUUAUCCUGCCCGUUCACAUGGCCAAACGUUUUCAAUGCUGAUUGGCUUUUUGAAACAAACUCUUGACAUUUUUAGCCUUUGUUUGUUGUGUCACAAAUCCACGGUCAAGGUGGGCGGAGCCACUGACACGCGUCAGCUUUUUACUGAAAAGAAAGGGAUGUCUAGUCCUGGUAUGGUUCUGGUCGGGUCCAGAUUUAUCCCUUCAUUGAUGUCAUUGCUAAACAAACACAUUAAUGGCACCACAGUGACAUCUGCUGGUGAUAAAAACCUCAGCGGCAAUGACGGUAAAUCUUCAAGGUUUGAGGAGACAGUGGUAAAGAUUCUGACAGAGGUUCUGUUUCUGACUGUUUGGACUGCAUGAGCAUGCUCUGUUUUUAGAUCUGGUUCUGGAUCUAGAUCUUCGUCUUCUGUACAUCCAUGAAGAUCAACCCCAGGCUGGGAAAGCGGGUGGGGCUAAUCUAUAAAAAUGCUUUGUUUUGUGUUUGAUGAGUGACAAAUAUUUUGGUCUCUGCAUGUUUUUAUUUAUUUCUGUUCAUCAAAUCAGAUUAAAUCAGCGGUUGUCUG